Symbiodinium sp. CCMP2592 is the source of this 417-nucleotide messenger RNA. The record is from the annotation of a GenBank genome assembly. NCBI's taxonomy places the organism in Eukaryota, Dinophyceae, Suessiales, Symbiodiniaceae.
AUGGUUGCUACGCAGGAUCAAGGCCGAGCACAGCUUGAAGCCGGUUUGCAUCGACAAGCGAGGUCCUCCGGGUGGCACCUGCUUGAAUGUCCGGACUUUCUUCAAAUCGGAGACUGGCGGCUUGCUGCAGAGAACUUCAACACCUUCACCGUGGCGCACAUCGGUGGACAGGUUGUGAACUUUGUGGCGCCGAGCUUGCUUCAAACCAACGCGUCUGUGGCUGCGGUGGAUUGCACGAAUGCCAACUCGAAGUACGAGCCGGUGGAUAUGCCGGGUCAGGGCAGGUGGAGUUCGCAAUUUGCAACGCUGGCAAGACUGUCCGUACAGAUGUGCACAGGUGAUCGGCUGUCGGCAUUUCAGCUUUUGGUCGGAUGGCGGCUGCCACUUUCAGGACGGCUCGGCGUACUUGACACCUGA